Molecule: messenger RNA, 897 nt
Organism: Hansenula anomala
Lineage: Eukaryota; Fungi; Ascomycota; Saccharomycetes; Phaffomycetales; Wickerhamomycetaceae
Gene: RRP36
Product: rRNA-processing protein RRP36
Exons: 1
Coding region: 1-897 (298 amino acids)
Biological process (GO): maturation of SSU-rRNA from tricistronic rRNA transcript (SSU-rRNA, 5.8S rRNA, LSU-rRNA)
Cellular component (GO): nucleolus; 90S preribosome
Source: RefSeq, a predicted model, not a curated record
AUGGACAGACACUUGAGACCUCAUUUUGAGGAAGAUGACUACGAUGAAGAGGUACUUAACCAAAUGCUACGGAAUGCAGAAUCAGAAGAAGAUUCAGACGAUGAAGGAUAUGGGGCACUAUCAUUUGGUGCUUUAAAGAAUGCUCAAGACAAGAUGGAUAAAGAGGAACGCAACACUACAAAACAGCCUAAACAACCUAUAAAGAAAUCCAGAGAACAAAAGAAGCCGAUUGCGGUGAAGGAAACGAGGUAUGAUGAUAGUGAGAGUGAAAGUGGGAGUGAUUCUGAAGGUUUAUUUGAAGAAGAAGAUAAUAAUAAUAAUGGACGUUAUUCAACACAACAUGCUGAUGAUAAAAAGAAAAAAAGUAAACAUGCUCCAACGGAAGCCUCUUCGAAAAAACCAGUUUCUAAGAUAAGACAAAUCCCUGGGUUAGAUAAUCCAAAAUAUAAAACUUUGUACAAGGAUAUUAGAUUUGAUACAGCAUUAGGUAAAGCAGAUUUAUCAAAAGUUCGUAAAGAUUAUAAAUUCUUGGAUGAUUAUAGACAGAGUGAGAUUGAUCAAAUAAAUAAAAUGUUGAAAGAUCCAAAAGUUAAAAACAAAUUAAGUGAUAGAGAAGUAAGAGAUAUGGAAUAUCAAGCUAAAAGUUUAAAAUCAAGAUUAGAUUCUUUAAAGAAUAAAGAUCUUCAAAAAGAAGUUUUACAAAAAUAUAAAGAACAAAAUAAAGGUACUAAUGGUGGUAAAUUUUAUUUGAAGAAAAGUGAACAAAGAAAGAUUAUUCAAAAACAUAAAUUUGAUACUAUGAAGGCUUCACAAAGAGAAAAAGUUAUGGAAAGAAAGAGAAAAAGAAGAUUGGGUAAAGAAUUCAAACAGUUGGAAUUUAAUAAACCAAGAAAUUAG